CAAGGAGGCGGUUCCUCGGCAGCCCAAACCCACAACAAACAACGGCGGCGGCGUCUUCGCUUGCGGCCUCCUGUGCCGCCACCUUCGCGAAGGGGCCUCUGGGGCGCGCGGGGCGGGGAGGAGGGGGCCAGGGAGCUUAGGCGGCGCGAGCGUAGUUCGCCGCCAUGAAGCUCCGCGUACGGCUGCAGAGGCAGACGGCUCCGUUGGAGUUGGCGGAGGCGGAGCCACGGCUGAGGGAUCUGCGUGCGCACCUUGGCCAAACCCUCCUGCCCGCUUGGGGUUACAGUUCUGACAUCAAGUUUGCGAUAACAUUGAACAACAAAGACUCCCUUACUGGAGAUGAGGAAACCCUAGCAUCAUUUGGGAUUGUUUCAGGAGACUUGAUUUGUUUGAUAUUGGAAGAUACUGAGACAGAAUUAAGAGUAUUUCCAGCUCACACUUCAUCUCUGCAACCACAACAGAAUAAUCAUGAACCAUCCACUUCAGCCAUUUGUCACAAUCAAUUAAAAAUUCAAGAUAGCGAAAGACACAAUGUAGAUGUACCAGACCAUACAGUUCAAGAUGAUAUUCAGAUGAAUAUAGACCAUAUGGAAGAAUCCAGCCAAGCAUUUGCUUCAGAAGCUGUAUCUGAUGACUUUGACUUCCAAGAAGCUUCAGGUUCUUAUCCUUCAGAGCCAAUGCUUUGCUCUGAAGCUACGGAUGGACAAGUACCACACUCGCUUCAGACCCUAUACCAUUCUGCAGAAUGUACCAGUGCCAAUGAUGCCUUGAUAGUUUUGAUCCAUCUUAUUAUGAUGGAGACAGGAUAUAUACCUCAAGGAACACAGUCAAAGGCAACAAGAAUGCCUGACAAAUGGCGGAACAGAGGUGUUUAUAAGCUACAGUAUGCCCAUCCCCUCUGUGAAAAUGGCAUUGCUGCCCUUACUUGUGUGCCUCUGGGAGAUCUUAUUGUUAUCAAUGCAAUGCUGAAGAUUGACAUUGACAUCAAAAGUGUGAAGAGACUACAGCUUCUGCCAGCAACAUUUAUCUGCUUUGAACACUCAGGAAAUGUUGCAGGUGUGUAUAAGGACCUGCAGAAGCUCUCUUGUCUCUUUAAAGAUCGACUGGUAUACCCUCUUCUGGCUGCUACUCGGCAAGCAUUGAAUCUACCUGAUGUGUUUGGCCUGGUGGUUCUUCCAUUGGAGCUGAAACUCCGAAUCUUCAGGCUCUUGGACUUUCGCUCAUUAAUUUCUUUGUCUGCUGUUUGUCAUGAUCUUUAUGCUGCUUCAAAUGACCAGUUAUUGUGGAGGUUCAUAUACUUGCGAGAUUUCAGAGAUCCGGUUGCCAGAUCUCGAGACACAGAUUGGAAAGAACUGUACAAGAAAAAAUUGAAGCAGAAGAAAGACGCGCUGAAGUGGAGACACACAAUGUUUCUGCCCCCUCCUCCCCUCCCUGUGCCAUUUCACCCCAGUCCAUUGUAUCCGAAUCCUUUUUGUCCUAAUCCACUUUAUCCCCCCAAUAUCAUUGGUGGUGAAUUUGAUGAGAGGUUAGCAGUCCCUUCCAUUGGUGAUCCAAUAAGCUCCCUCUUUCCUGGCCCCGCUGAGCUUCCAAAUCAGUAUCUUCCUAUUGCCCCACACUUAGAUCCAUUCUCCACUUUACCAUAUUUCGAUCCUUUUGUGUCAUUUCCAGAACCCAAUCCAACUCUCCCAGGAAGAGCCAAUCGGAGCCGCCCAAUUGAUAGUCGCCGUGCAUUCAUAUGAGAACUCUUUCAGCCUUAUUGAUAAACCUCUCUUUGUGGGCUUACUUUAAAAUUGUACAGCUUCAGAGCUAUGAUGUCUACUGUUUUAAAGUUAUGACGAUGCAUAAGUACUAUAGUGUAUUGAUUCCAUAGACUUGGGCCCAACAGUUCAAUGCAAACAAUUUUUCCUGCCUCCCUUGGAAACGCCGAUACCUUUUGCAAGAAUAUUGAGGGACACUAUUCUUUUCAUUUACAGUGGCAGGCUCCCUAGAAAGUAAAAGGAGGUUUGCUUUUGUUGCAUCAGAUAAAAAGCACUUUAAAAUAUAAGAUUCUAAGUUGGUCUGGGUUGUUUUCAUUUUUAGAUCUGUUAUUUAAAUAUUUGUGCUAUGUUCUUUUCUCCCAGUAAUUAGUCUGACUCAGUGUUUUUUCCAUGAAAAGAUUUUAUGUUCUAUGCAAUAUCUGGCACUUGGAAGGCUGCAAAAAUCACCUGAUUUGAUUGUUCUUCGGACACUUUAUGUAUUUUCUUUAUUACUUGAAAAGCAAUGUUGGUAUUGGGGAUUUCAAAGCACAAAGAAUAUUGAGUUUAAAUGAUUUUUUUUUACAUAUGAGAGAA
This is a messenger RNA of Thamnophis elegans (Western terrestrial garter snake), 2330 nucleotides long. Its product is annotated as F-box only protein 7-like. The record is from RefSeq and is a predicted model, not a curated record. Gene Ontology annotation, biological process: positive regulation of autophagy of mitochondrion; autophagy of mitochondrion. Gene Ontology annotation, molecular function: protein kinase binding. The transcript is spliced from 9 exons. NCBI's taxonomy places the organism in Eukaryota, Metazoa, Chordata, Lepidosauria, Squamata, Natricidae. Bases 165 to 1739 code for a protein of 524 amino acids.